This is a messenger RNA of Zophobas morio, 5495 nucleotides long. It is a transcript of the gene MRP, whose product is annotated as multidrug resistance-associated protein 1. Gene Ontology annotation, cellular component: membrane. Gene Ontology annotation, biological process: transmembrane transport. Lineage: Eukaryota; Metazoa; Arthropoda; Insecta; Coleoptera; Tenebrionidae. Gene Ontology annotation, molecular function: ATP binding; ABC-type transporter activity; ATP hydrolysis activity. The coding region runs from base 237 to 5018 and encodes 1593 amino acids. The transcript has 19 exons. The record is from RefSeq and is a predicted model, not a curated record.
CAUCAGUCAAGUAGUGACGCGCGUAAAGCGCGGUCGAAAUUACAGGCGCUCUUUUCCAAACGUGAAUUCGGUGUCAGAAUCACGGACGAUUAGUCAAAAACUAUACCUUUGAGUGUCACAUUUUCGAAAAAACUGGUAACUUUGUGUGAAAAUUUUUCAAGUGUUGCAAUCAGUGCGGAAAGAAAGCGGUUUCACCACCUCGAUUGCCACAGCGUCUGCGCAGUUCCCGGGCAAAAAUGGCGGAGAGUUCGAUGGACAAGUUUUGCGGCUCCACAUUUUGGAACUCGUCGCUGUCGUGGCACACAAAUGAUCCAGACGUUACAAAAUGCUUCGAGAAGACAGUGCUGAUUUGGAUUCCUUGUGUUUUCUUGUGGACGUUUUCGAGUUUAGAAGUUUAUUAUAUUUUACAUAGCAAAAAACGUGAUAUUCCGUGGAACUGGGUAAAUGUGUCAAAGUUGCUCGGGACUGCAGUUCUUUUUGUGUUGACUGUAACUGAUUUAGUGACAUCAAUAAAUUCAGCGAGUUCUAGUGAUAGUGGUGUUAGCAAUGUGGAUAUUUAUACACCCAUUAUAAAACUGUUGUCUUUUGCUCUGUCGGCCGUACUUUUAGUCUAUAAUCGUAAAUAUGGCCUCUGCACGUCCGGAUUGCAGUUCUUAUUUUGGCUAUUAACGGCGGUAUGUGGAGCCGUCCAAUUCAGAACCGAAGUCAGAGGUUCCAAAGAAGAUCUACCAGAGUCUCAAUAUGCGUACAUCAGUUACUUAAUUUAUUACCCCGUCGUCCUAAUCAUGUUGUUUUUAAAUUGUUUCGCGGAUCGACCUCCAAGACAUAGCGAGUACCCGAAAUUGCAGCACCCAUGCCCCGAAGAAAACAGCAGUUUCCUCUCUCGCUUAUUGUUCUCGUGGUUCGACCCCCUUGCGUGGCGCGGCUUCAGACGCCCGCUGGUAGACUCGGACCUAUGGGACAUGAAACACGAAGACUCGGCGCGAGAAGUGGUCCCCAUGUUCGAGAAACACUGGCGAAAAGUUCUCCAAAAAAGCGAAAGAAAUUCUCCCACACAUCAAACGCGCGCUUCGUAUAAAUUAGACUCAGCACGUGUGGAUAUUGUCGACAGCUCGACCAAAAAGAAACAAGCGUCGAUCCUCCCGGCUCUGGUCAAAGCGUUCGGACCCACGUUCGUAUUUGGUGCCUUACUAAAGUUAAUUCAAGAUUUGCUCACUUUCGUGAGCCCGCAGAUACUAAAUUUGCUUAUACAGUUCGUCAAAAAUAGCGAAGAGCAAUGGAAAGGGUUUUUCUACGCUGGUUUGCUUUUUGUCACCGCCACCAUCCAAACUAUCGUUUUGUCCCAGUACUUUAAUCGGAUGUUCGUCGUGGGAAUGCGGAUACGUACAGCUUUGGUUUCCGCGAUUUAUAAGAAGUCGCUGAAAGUUUCGAAUAAAGCGCGCAAAGAAAGCACAGUCGGAGAAAUAGUCAAUUUGAUGUCAGUCGACGCACAAAAAUUCAUUGAUCUCACGGCCUAUAUUAAUAUGAUCUGGUCGGCACCUCUGCAGAUUAUUCUAUCGUUGUACUUCCUGUGGGAUAUUCUAGGACCGUCGGUUUUGGCCGGUUUGGCCGUCAUGAUUAUUUUGAUUCCUAUCAACGGGUACAUAGCCAAUAAAGUCAAAGUUUUACAAAUCAAGCAAAUGAAGAAUAAGGAUGAACGCGUGAAGUUGAUGAAUGAAGUACUUAGCGGAAUUAAAGUACUUAAGUUGUAUGCGUGGGAGCCGAGUUUUGAGAAGCAGAUUUUGAAGAUUAGGGGGAAGGAAAUACAAGUGCUUAAAGAAGCGGCUUAUAUGAACGCAGGCACGUCGUUUAUUUGGUCAUGCGCACCGUUCCUGGUAUCACUAGUCUCUUUCGGUACAUAUGUCCUGGUGGACGAGAAUAACGUUCUUGAUGCGAGUAAGGCCUUUGUAUCUGUUUCUCUCUUCAAUAUACUAAGGUUUCCGCUGAGCAUGUUGCCAAUGAUGAUUUCAAACCUGGUCCAAGCGAUGGUCUCGAUUCAAAGGAUAAACAAAUUUAUGAACGCUGAAGAGCUCGAUCCGACUAGUGUGACCCACGAUUCUUCUGAAACUGCCCCGCUCGUAAUCGAAAACGGUUCCUUCAACUGGGACGACGACCCGACGUUAAAAAAUAUCAAUCUUCGUUUAGAAAAAAAUACUCUGACUGCAGUCGUGGGUUCGGUAGGUUCAGGGAAGAGCAGUUUGGUUUCUGCGUUUUUAGGCGAAAUGGAUAAAACUUCAGGUCGUGUUAACACCUUGGGUAGUAUAGCGUACGUUGCGCAGCAAGCGUGGAUUCAGAAUGCUAGCUUAAGAGAUAAUAUUUUAUUCGGGAAGUCGUUCGAUAAAGCGCUUUACGAUAAAGUGGUGGAAGCUUGUGCUUUGACGCCGGAUUUCGCUAUGUUGCCUGCCGGUGACCAAACCGAAAUCGGCGAAAAGGGUAUAAAUUUGUCCGGUGGCCAGAAACAGAGGGUUAGUUUGGCUCGAGCGGUUUACGCAAACUCGGAUAUAUACUUUUUGGAUGAUCCGUUAAGCGCUGUGGAUAGUCACGUAGGGAAACAUAUUUUCGAACAGGUGAUUGGACCAGAAGGGUUACUUAAACAUAAGACGAGAGUAUUGGUGACUCACGGAAUUACGUACUUACCCCAGACUGACAAAAUCGUUGUACUUAAAGACGGAGAAGUCUCAGAGUGUGGUACUUAUCAACAACUACUAGAUAAAAAAGGCGCGUUUUCGGAGUUUUUGUUGCAGCAUAUUAACGAAGUGGAAGAAGACGAAGAAGAACUGGACGCUUUGAAAAACCAACUGAGUGGGACUGCCGUUUCGGAAGAAAUUAGUAAGAAAUUGUCGAGGCAUAGGUCACGGGUUUCCGAAUCGGUGUCCGAAACGGGGUCUGAUCAAACGAGUCUGUCGCUACAGAGGCAAAAGUCUGUUGAUAGUGCCGAUCGGAGUUUGCGUCAUCGGUCUAGCUCAGUGGAAGAACCCAAAAAGCCGCCGGUGAAAGGCGACAAGUUGAUAGAGGUGGAAAAAACUGAAACUGGUAGCGUUAAGUGGAGUGUUUACAAGCACUACUUGAAGUCGAUUGGGUUGUUUUUGACUUUUGCCACGAUUUUCCUCAAUAUGUUGUUCCAAGGUUUUAGCAUCGGGUCGAAUGUGUGGCUAGGUGUUUGGGCGGACGAUAAUGUGACUGAUUCAGGGACAAGAGACUUUUAUCUUGGCAUUUAUGGUGCCUUAGGUUUAGGCCAAGCUGUUGCCGUGUUGUUAUCGGCGUUGACGUUAUUCAUAGGAUCGCUAAACGGAGCUCAGUUGCUUCACCAGUUGCUACUAUCAAACAUCUUACGAGUUCCUUGCACGACCUUUUUUGACGUUACUCCAGUUGGGCGUAUUUUAAAUAGGUUUUCUAAAGAUGUAGAUACUUUGGACAAUAUAUUACCGAUGACUAUCAGAGGAUGGAUCACUUGUUUUUUCUCGGUUUGUCGUAGUCUCUCGUUGCUUUUGUAUUGUAAGUGUUGUUGCUAUGCCUCCAUAAAAUUACACCAGAUCAUGCUUCGGGGUAUUUUACGAGCUCCAAUGUUGUUCUUUGAUACCACCCCUCUUGGACGAAUUUUGGGUCGCUUUGCUCGAGAUGUCGAAACUAUGGAUGCCACUUUGCCUUGGGGCAUGACAGACGGAAUUUAUUGCCUGUUUGAGGUCUUGGGUACACUAGUUGUAAUCAGUUAUACGACGCCGAUUUUCAUCAGUGUAAUCGUACCAAUAGGAAUACUGUACUAUUUUAUUCAGAGGUUCUAUGUGGCUACGUCACGUCAAUUAAAGCGUUUAGAGUCGGUGUCUCGAUCGCCGAUUUAUUCGCAUUUCGGGGAGACUAUCACGGGAGUGCAAGCCAUCAGAGCAUUCCGGGAACAAGACCGGUUUAUCAGAGAAUCGGAACACAAGGUGGACGUUAACCAAGUUUGCUAUUAUCCAAGUAUCAUUUCGAACAGAUGGCUGGCUGUCAGGCUCGAGAUGAUCGGCAACUUGAUCAUUUUCUUUGCGGCUUUGUUUGCAGUGCUAGGGAAAGACCAAAAUCCCGGAUUGGUUGGGCUGUCUGUGACGUAUUCGCUCCAGAUAACGCAAACUUUGAACUGGCUGGUGCGGAUGACGUCCGACGUGGAAACCAACAUCGUCGCCGUCGAACGUAUCAAAGAGUACGGCGAAGCCCCCCAGGAAGCCGACUGGGAGAUCCCCAAUAAAAGCCCUCCAUCCACGUGGCCCGAUAGCGGAAAAGUCGAAUUCAGCAAAUACGCAGUGAGGUACAGACCAGGCCUGGACUUAGUGCUAAAAGGGGUCAACUUUAGCAUACAGGGUGGAGAAAAAGUGGGCAUUGUGGGUAGGACGGGAGCGGGAAAAUCAAGCCUUACAUUAGCUUUAUUUAGGAUUAUCGAGGCCGCCGAAGGCGAAAUCCUUAUCGACGGAGUGAAUAUAGCAGGUUUAGGACUGCAUACAUUGCGGUCGCGGCUCACAAUUAUCCCCCAGGAUGCCGUAUUAUUCUCAGGAUCGCUUCGAAUGAAUCUCGAUCCUUUCGAUAAGCACACCGACGAGGAAGUGUGGACGGCUCUGGAGCACGCUCAUUUGAAAUCUUUCGUGAAAGGUUUAACGGCGGGUUUGUACCACGAGGUUAGCGAAGGCGGCGAGAAUUUGUCGGUGGGUCAACGACAGUUGAUUUGUUUGAGUCGGGCGCUGUUGAGGAAAACGAAAGUCUUGGUGUUGGACGAGGCGACGGCCGCGGUGGAUUUGGAGACGGACGAUUUGAUCCAGAGGACCAUCAGGAGCGAGUUUAAGGAUUGCACGGUCUUGACUAUAGCGCAUAGGUUGAACACCAUCAUGGACUCGGACCGGGUGAUAGUUUUAGAUCAGGGGAAGAUAGUGGAGUUCGAUUCGCCGCCGAACUUACUCAAACAACAUCAGUCAGUAUUUCACAGUAUGUGUAAAGAUGCAGGGUUAGCUUGAAUUUAAGAUUUUUGUAAAUAAAAUUGAGUUUGUGUUUGUCAUUAUCUUUAAUAAUCUAUGUGUUCAGUAAGUCACAUUAUCACGUGGGUCAGGUUUUAAGAUUGUUUGAUGAUUGUUACAUGUAUUGUUGAUACCUUUAUGGAGUUUGUUACUUAAUGUCGUUUUGGUGCUUUAGAUUAUUUUCGUAUGAAUUUUUUUCUAUUUUUGUACUUGGUUUAUUUUAUUAUACACUUGCCUUAUGAUGUGAAUUAGAUUUUUCUAAAAAUUGUGAUCUUGUUAAUAAUUAGGAACAAUCGUUUGCAAUAACUAUUGCAUAUGUUAGGAUGUUACGUGUAGUGUCACUUCUUCAUAGAACUUAUACAGUAUUCCCAGUUGCGUUACAAAAUUGAUCAAAGUUUUAUUGUACCUAUUGUUCACUAUUUUUAAUCUAUAAUUGUACUGUAACUUUUUAUAAAUAGAAAUAAUGUUGAUACUGGA